Carica papaya (papaya) is the source of this 605-nucleotide messenger RNA. NCBI's taxonomy places the organism in Eukaryota, Viridiplantae, Streptophyta, Magnoliopsida, Brassicales, Caricaceae. The record is from RefSeq and is a predicted model, not a curated record.
GUAGAAAAAAUUCCUUUCAUUGUCCCCCGAAGGGUUUCUGCGUUCUCCCCUGAGGUCGAGGAAGAAGAAAAUAUCAGAAUCAUAUAGCAAGCAAUGAUUCACAAAGCAAUAAGAUCAGCAGUAACCCUAGCUCGAUCCUCUCUACUGAUACCUACAUAUCAUGGAACCUAUCUUUUCUCUCCGUUGCUUCCUUCAUCAUCAUCAGCAGUACCAUUCGCAUCAGUUCAUGGUGGAACCAACGCCCAGAACGCAACCUCAGUUGCAAAUCAGAUGAUUAAUUGCGCUCUCGCACAUGCUAGGUCUCAGAAAUCAGAUGAAUCAUACGGACAAGGCAUGCUGAUGCUUGAGCAAUGCCUUUCUUUUCACUCGAGUGAGGAUCAAUCAGCUCAAAAUUCUAGGGGAAUGGUCUUACUCGCCAUGUCUGAUAUGUUAUAUGAAAGAGGAAGUUUCAGUGAAGCAAUUGACCGACUACAGGGCGUUCUGGAUUUGACACAAUCUUCUUUAGGUGUUAGAGUUGCUGCCAUGGAAGCUCUUAUUGCACUCUAUAUGCAGUUGGAGCAGGAUGAUACUUCAUCAGUGCUCGCAGAUCAUGCUUAGAAAUGUUA